This is a messenger RNA of Phytophthora infestans T30-4, 3060 nucleotides long. Its product is annotated as P-type ATPase (P-ATPase) Superfamily. The transcript has 3 exons. Gene Ontology annotation, cellular component: membrane; intracellular membrane-bounded organelle. The record is from RefSeq and is a predicted model, not a curated record. The coding region runs from base 1 to 3060 and encodes 1019 amino acids. Gene Ontology annotation, molecular function: ATP binding; ATP hydrolysis activity; P-type calcium transporter activity. Gene Ontology annotation, biological process: calcium ion transmembrane transport. NCBI's taxonomy places the organism in Eukaryota, Oomycota, Peronosporomycetes, Peronosporales, Peronosporaceae.
AUGGCGUUCACACUGGUGACUGGUGAUCUCAUCCGUCUCGUAGAGACUGCACACGAGAAAGUAGGCGAACAGCUCGAAAGUGUCGGUGGACUGGACGGCGUCGCUACUGCUCUCCACGUUGAUCUCCGACAAGGACUCGACGCAAACGAUGCCGACGAUCUACGCAGACGAGAAGAUUCUUUCGGUAGGAACUACAUCCCUCCACCUAAAGCCAAGAGUUUCUUUGCGCUCAUGUGGGAUGCGUUCCAAGACAUCACUAUCAUUAUCUUGACCAUCUCUGGUAUCUUCUCUAUCGUCCUGUCCUCCACUGUCGGAGACCACAAAGAGACUGGAUGGGUCGAAGGAGCGUGUAUCAUCUUGGCUGUCGUCGUGGUCACUCUUGUGACUGCCGUGAACGACUAUCAAAAAGAACAACAGUUCCGUUCUCUCAACGCUGUAAAAGAGGACGAGAAGAUCAAAGUAAUUCGCAAUGGAGCACCCACUGAAGUGGGCAAGUGGAAUCUGUUAGUAGGUGACAUUGUGCGUGUGGAUCUGGGUGAUAUCAUUCCAGCGGACGGCAUGGUAUUUGACGAGAAAGAACUCAAAAUGGACGAAAGUGCCAUGACUGGAGAGUCCGAUUUACUCCCAAAGAACCGUGAGAAUCCGUUCUUGUUGUCAGGUACCAAGGUAAUGGAGGGGCUGAGUAAAAUGCUGGUAGUGUGUGUGGGUGAAAACUCGCAGGCUGGGAUCAUUAAGAGCUUGAUCAACGGAACAGCAAGCAAAAAAACACCCAAAGAAGACAAGAACAAGAACAGUGCGGAUGGACGUCAGGAAACCGACGAGAUCUACUCUCCGCUUGAAGGGAAGCUCUACAACCUCACUAUCUUCAUCGGUAAGCUCGGUACCAUUGUGGCGUUGUUGGUGUUUGUGAUCAUGGCGAUUCGCUUCUCCAUCGACAAGUUCGCAGUUGAUGAUAAGCCGUGGAAGAAUGGCUACAUCAGUGACUAUCUCAACUUCUUUAUCAUUGCCAUCACGGUGCUAGUUGUAGCCAUUCCAGAAGGUCUACCUCUUGCAGUGACAAUUGCGCUAGCGUACUCUGUGAAGAAGAUGCUGGUGGAUAACAACCUCGUCCGACAUCUCGACGCCUGUGAGACUAUGGGUAGCGCCACGACGAUCUGUUCGGACAAGACGGGGACACUGACAACGAACCGCAUGACAGUCAUGAAGAUCUGGAUCGGAGACGCCGAGUUCUCGUCCGCUACGGACAGUAAGGGCGCGGUAAGUGACGAGACGAAGGAAGCGCUCUGCCACGGCGUCGCUAUUAACUCGACUGCUGAGAUCUUACCCCCUAAAGUGGAGAACGGACUUCCGGAACAUACUGGCAACAAGACAGAGUGCGCUUUGCUCCAGUUUAUCCGCGACGGUGGUGUCGAGUACGCGGAUAUCCGCGCUACCAACGAGAUCGUCCACAUGCUGACGUUCAGCAGUGCCAAGAAGCGUAUGUCUGUCGUGGUUCGUCGUGGAGAAUCCAAGUGUCGAGUGUACACGAAAGGCGCAACUGAAGUCGUUCUCGGCUUGUGUAAGCAGAUGCAGCGUACGGACGGAGCGAUUGAAGCUCUGAGUACCGCUCGGAAGAGCGAGAUUGGCUCAACUGUGAUCGACAAGUACGCGUCACAAGGAUACCGCACGUUGUGUCUUUCCUAUCGUGACCUUGACGUCCCCGCUGUAGAGCUCAACACCUGGGCUGACGAAGAUGUGGAGAAGGACUUGACGUGCAUCGCGAUUGUCGGUAUCGAAGAUCCGGUACGACCGGAAGUGCCUGGGGCCAUUCAACACUGCAAGCGCGCAGGGAUCACGGUUCGUAUGGUGACUGGAGACAACAUUACCACUGCACGCUCCAUCGCUGGCAAGUGCGGUAUUAUCUCACAAGGCGAUGGAUCUCUCGUCAUGGACGGACAGACAUUCCGCUCGAGAGUUCUGGACGCACAGGGCAACAUCAUUCAGGAGCAAUUUGAUCAGAUCUGGCCCAUGCUUCGAGUUCUUGCACGGUCGUCACCAAAGGACAAGUAUACGUUAGUAACAGGCUUGAUGCAAAGCAGCUUGAUGCCGCACGGGCCUCAAGUUGUUGCUGUGACUGGUGACGGCACGAACGAUGCUCCUGCACUGAAGAAAGCGAACGUGGGCUUCGCGAUGGGCAUCAGCGGCACUGCGGUGGCCAAGGACGCGUCGGAUAUUAUCCUCAUGGACGACAAUUUCAACUCGAUCGUGAACGCCAUCAAGUGGGGACGCAACGUGUACGACUCGAUCUCCAAGUUCCUGCAGUUCCAAUUGACAGUCAACGUGGUCGCCGUCCUGCUCGCGUUCAUCGGCGCUGUGGUCUUGGAGCAGUCUCCGCUCUCCGCUGUGCAGAUGUUGUGGCCCACCCAGGCUUUACUGGAGCGUAAGCCAUACCCGAAGACGCAGCCACUUAUCUCCAAGAAGAUGAGUAAGCAUAUCCUCGGUCAGUCGAUCUUCCAGCUUGCUCUGCUCUUGGCUAUUGUAUUCACUGGUGAGAAAUGGUUCAACGUUCGUUCGGGUCGCUUGAAUGACUUGGGUGAAGACCACAAGAACGACUCCACGAAGCACAUGACGAUCGUCUUCAACACCUUCGUGUGGAUGCAGCUGUUCAAUGAACUCAACUGUCGCAAGAUCCACGACGAGCUCAAUAUCUUCCAAGGAAUCACGAAGAACCGCGUGUUCCUCUACGUCUGCGUGCUUCAGAUCGCUAUGCAGGUGGUCAUGGUGCAGCUCACGGGCGACUGGUUCAACUGUACGCCGCUAGAAAUCGAUCAAUGGCUCGCCUGUAUCGCAAUGGGCUUCAUCUCGCUGCCUCUCGGACUCGUGUUACGCUCCAUCUCGACCAAGAACGCCCCCAGUUGGAUGGCUUUAUGUCGCGAAGUUGAUGUCGAACAGGUACGUGAAGCAACGUCCGCACGGGGGCAGCAGCUGUGGCUACAAAGCUUCGCGUUGAUCCGCGCUCAUAUCCGCGUCGUCAAGGCCUUCAAGAAGGGACUGGAGACCAAAGAUCUUCUCCAGACGUAG